Molecule: messenger RNA, 10134 nt
Organism: Marmota flaviventris (yellow-bellied marmot)
Lineage: Eukaryota; Metazoa; Chordata; Mammalia; Rodentia; Sciuridae
Source: RefSeq, a predicted model, not a curated record
AUGGUGGGAGGGCUGGAGACUGCACAGCUUCGCCUGGUGGAUGGAGACAGUCGAUGUGCAGGCAGAGUGGAGAUUUUUUACCAGCAUUCCUGGGGCACUGUCUGUGACUACAGCUGGGACCUGAAUGAUGCCCAUGUGGUGUGUAGACAAAUGGGCUGUGGAGUGGCCCUAAAUGCUGUGCACGAGGCACUCUUUGGGGAAGGAUCAGGGCCCAUCUGGCUGCAUGACCUGAAGUGCACAGGCAAGGAGUCCCAUGUGUGGAAGUGCCCUUCUCUAGGCUGGGGACAAAACUACUGCACACACAAGUUGGAUGCAGGUGUCAUCUGCUCAGGAUUUGUGCGUUUGGAUGGAGGAGGUGGACCCUGCUCUGGACGAGUGGAAGUGAAUUCUGGAGGAGAGUGGAUACCUCUAUCUGAUGGGAAUUUCACCUUUCAGAUGGCCCAGAUCAUUUGUGAAGAGCUGGGGUGUGGCAAGGCUGCAUCUGUCCUAGGGAACCUCCCAUUCAGAGAGCCUGAUGAACUGGUCUGGGCUGAAGAGUUCCAAUGUGAGGGGCAGGAGCCUGAGCUCUGGUUCUGCCCCAGAGUACCCUGUCCUAGAGGAGGCUGCCCACACAGAGGGGCUGUGCAAGUUGUCUGCUCAGGAUAUACAGAUAUUCGGCUCAUGAAAAAUGGCAGCUCUCGGUGUGAAGGUCAAGUGGAGAUUAAGACCUAUGGAGGCUGGAGAACACUCUGUGCCUCCAACUGGAAUAUGGUCAAUGCCAAUGUUGUCUGCCGUCAACUGAGCUGUGGGGUUGCCAUCUCCAUUCCAAAAGGAGAGUACUUUGUGGAAGGAGAAGAUGAGAUCUGGAGACAACGAUUCCACUGCUCAGGGUCUGAGUCCUUCCUGUGGAAUUGUCCUGUGUCUUCCCUGGGUGUUCCUGCCUGUGCCCAUGGAAACACAGCCUCUGUGGUCUGCUCAGGAAACCAGACCCAACUGUUGCCCCAGUGCAAUGACUCCUGGUCUGACCCAGCAGGCUCUACAGCCUCAGAGGGCCACACUGCCAACUGCUCAGACAGCAGACAGCUCCGCCUGGUGGACGGGGGCAGUCGCUGUGCAGGGAGAGUGGAGAUCCUGCAGCAGGGCUCCUGGGGCUCCAUCUGUGAUGACAGCUGGGACCUGAAUGAUGCCCAUGUGGUGUGCAGACAGCUGGGCUGUGGAGUGGCCCUGGAGGCCACCAUCUCUGCUCACUUUGGAGAGGGAUCAGGACCCAUCUGGCUGGAUGAGGUGAACUGCACAGGAGAGGAGGUCCAUGUGUGGCAGUGCCCUUCCCAGGGCUGGGGGCACAACAACUGCAGUCACAAGGAGGAUGCAGGGGUCAUCUGCUCAGAGUUUCUGGCCCUCAGGUUGGUGAGCGAGGACCAGGAGUGUGCCGGGUGGCUGGAGGUUUUCUACAACCAGACCUGGGGCAGUGUCUGCCACAGUCCCAUGGAUGCUAUGACCUUGUCCAUUAUUUGCAGACAGCUUGGCUGUGGGAACACUGGGACUCUGGAUUUCUUGAUUCCUUCCAGAGAAGGUGCUAGACCCCACUGGGUAAAUGGAAUCCACUGUCGGGAAACUGAUAUCUCUCUCUGGCAGUGUCCUUCUGACCCCUGGAAACACCUGUCUUGCUCUGCAAAGGAGGAAGCUCAUAUUACAUGUACAGAGAGCCCACAGCUCCGCCUGGUGGAUGGUGGCAGUCGGUGUACAAGCAGAGUGGAGAUCCUUCACCAGCAUUCCUGGGGCACUGUCUGUCAUAACAACUGGGGCUUGAAAGAUGCAGAUGUGGUGUGCAGACAAAUGGGCUGUGGAAUGGCCUUCAAUGCCUUGCUCUAUGCACAAUUUGGAGAGGGAUCUGGGCCCAUCUGGUUGACAGACCUGGCAUGCACAGGAGAGGAGGAUUACCUGUGGAAGUGUCCUAUCCUGAGCCAGGGAGAGAACAACUGCAGGCACUCUAAAGAUGCAGGAGUCAUCUGUUCAGGAUUUGUGCAUCUGAUUGGAGGACAUGGACCUUGCUCCGGGCGAGUGGAAGUGAAUUCUGGAGGAGAGUGGAUUCCAGUAUCUGAUGGGAAUUUCACAUUACCCACAGCCCAGGUCAUCUGUGCAGAGCUGGGGUGUGGCAAGGCUACAUUUGUCCUGGGGAACCUGCCCUUCAGAGAGCCUGGUGAACAGGUCUGGGCUGAAGAGUUCCAGUGUACGGGACAGGAACCUGGGCUCUGGUUUUGCCCCAGAGUGCCCUGUCCUGGAGGCAGCUGCCUACACAGAGGGGCUGUGCAAGUUGUCUGCUCAGGAUAUACAGAUGUUCGGCUCAUGAAAAAUGGGAGCUCUCAGUGUGAGGGUCAAGUGGAGAUGAAGACCUCUGGAGGCUGGAGAACACUCUGUGCCUCCAACUGGAAUAUGGCCAAUGCCAAUGUAGUUUGCCGUCAGCUGGGCUGUGGAGUCGCCAUCUCCACCCCAAAGGGAGCAUACUUUGUGGAAGGAGGAGAUGAGAUCUGGAGAGACCAAUUCCACUGCUCAGGGUCUGAGUCCUUCCUGUGGAAUUGCCCUGUGACUGCCCUGGGUGUUCCUGCCUGUGCCCAUGGAAACACAGCCUCUGUGGUCUGUUCAGGAAACCAGACCCAGCUGCUGACCCAGUGUAAGAACUCCUGGUCAGACCCAGCAGACUCUGCAGCCUCAGAGGACCACACUGCCAACUGCUCAGACAGCAGACAGCUCCGCCUGGUGGACGGGGGCAGUCACUGCGCAGGGAGAGUGGAGAUCCUGCAGCAGGGCUCCUGGGGCUCUAUCUGUGAUGACAGCUGGGACCUGAAUAAUGCAGAUGUGGUGUGCAGACAGCUGGGCUGUGGAGUAGCCCUGAAGGUCACCGUCUCUGCUCACUUUGGAGAGGGAUCAGGGCCUAUCUGGCUGGAUGAGCUGAACUGCACAGGAGAGGAGGCCCAUGUGUGGCAGUGCCCUUCCCAGGGCUGGGGGCAGCACAACUGCAGUCACAAGGAGGAUGCUGGGGUCAUCUGCUCAGAGUUCCUGGACCUCAGGCUGGUGAGCGAGGACCAGGAGUGUGCUGGGUGGCUGGAAGUUUUCUACAACAACACCUGGGGCAGCAUCUGCAACAGCCCUAUGGAACCCAUGACUUUGUCCAUGAUCUGUAGACAGCUUGGCUGUGGGGACACUGGGACCCUAGAUUUCUUGGUUCCUCCCAGGGAAGGUUCUAGACCCCGCUGGGUGGAUAAAAUCCACUGUCGGGAAACUGAUACCUCUCUCUAGCAGUGUCCUUCUGACUCCUGGAAACACCAAUCUUGCUCUGCAAAGGAGGAAGCUCAUAUCACAUGUACAGGUGACCUACUGUCUAUUUCUGAUAUGGCAGCAACCUGUACUGAGACUCCACAGGUCCGCCUGGUGAAUGGUGGCAGUCGCUGUGCAGGCAGAGUGGAGAUCCUUUACCAGUAUACCUGGGGCACUGUCUGUGGAGACGGCUGGGACCUGAAUGAUGCCCACGUGGUGUGCAGACAAAUGGGCUGUGGAAUGGCCCUCGAUGCCAUGAACUAUUCACAAUUUGGGAAGGGAUUAGGACCCAUCUGGCUGGAUGAACUGAAGUGCACAGGAGAGGAGGACCAAGUGUGGCAGUGCCCUUCUCUAGGCUGGGGACAUCAUUACUGCACACACAAGUGGGAUGUAGGUGUCAUCUGCUCAGGAUUUGUGCGUUUGGAUGGAGGAGGUGGACCCUGCUCUGGGCGAGUGGAAGUGAAUUCUGGAGGAGGAUGGACUCCAGUACCUUAUGGGAAUUUCACAUUACCCACUGCCCAGGUCAUCUGUGCAGAGCUGGGGUGUGGCAAGGCAGCAUCUUUUCUCUUGGACCUGCCCCUCAGAGAGGCCAAUGAACAGGUCUGGGCUGAAGAGUUCCAGUGUAAGGGAUGGGAGCCUGAGCUCUGGUUCUGUCCCAGAGUGCCCUGUCCUGCAGGCAGCUGCCAACACAGAGGGGCUGUGCAAGUUCUCUGCUCAGAAUACACAGAAGUCAGGCUCAUGAAAAAUGGCAGCUCUCAGUGUGAGGGUCAAGUGGAGAUGAAGAACUCUGGAGGCUGGAGAACACUCUGUGCCUCCCACUGGAAUAUGGCCAAUGCCAAUGUUGUUUGCCAUCAGCUGGGCUGUGGGGUUGCCAUCUCCACCCCAAAGGGAGCAUACUUUGUGGAAGGAGGAGAUGAGAUCUGGAGAGACCAAUUCCACUGCUCAGGGUCUGAGUCCUUCCUGUGGAAUUGUCCUGUGACUGCCCUGGGUGUUCCUGCCUGUGCCCAUGGAAACACAGCCUCUAUGGUCUGUUCAGGUAGCCAGAUCCAGCUGCUGCCCCAGUGCAAUAACUCCUGGUCUGACCCAGAAGGCUCUGUAGACACAGAAGGGCACACUCUCAACUGCUCAGACAGAAGACAGCUCCGCCUGGUGGAUGGGGGCAGUCGCUGUGCAGGGAGAGUGGAGAUCCUGCAGCAGGGCUCUUGGGGCUCCAUCUGUGAUGACAGCUGGGACCUGAGUGAUGCUCAUGUGGUGUGCAGACAGCUGGGCUGUGGAGUGGCCCUGGAGGACACCAUCUCUGCUCACUUUGGAGAGGGAUCAGGGCCCAUCUGGCUGGAUGAGCUGAAUUGUACAGGAGAGGAGACUCAUGUGUGGCAAUGCCCUUCCCAGGGCUGGGGGCAGCACAACUGCAGACAUAAGGAAGACGCUGGGGUCAUCUGCUCAGAGUUCCUGGCCCUCAGGUUGGUGAGCGAGGACCAGGAGUGUGCUGGGUGGCUGGAGGUUUUCUACAACAACACCUGGGGCAGUGUCUGCCACAGCCCCAUGGAAGCUGUGACCUUGUCUGUGAUCUGCAGACAGCUUGGCUGUGGGAACAGUGGGAUUCUCAACUCUUCUGUUCCUCUCAGAGAAGGUUCUAGGCCUCGUUGGGUGGAUGGAAUCCAGUGUAGGAAAACGGACACCUCUCUCUGGCAGUGUCCUUCUGUCCCCUGGAAAUGGAGAUCUUGCUCUGCAAAGGAGGAAGCUUAUAUCAUGUGUUCAGACACUCUACAGCUCCGCCUGGUGGACGGGGGCAGUCGCUGUGAAGGCAGAGUGGAGAUUCUCCAUCAGCAUUCCUGGGGCACUGUCUGUGACUACAGCUGGGACCUGAACGAUGCCAAUGUGGUGUGCAGACAAAUGGGCUGUGGUGAGGCCCUCAAUGCCAUGCAUGAGGCAUUCUUUGGGGAGGGAUCAGGGCCCAUCUGGCUGGAUGACGUGAAGUGCACAGGCGAGGAGUCCCAUGUGUGGAAGUGCCCUUCUCUAGGCUGGGGGCAACACUACUGCACACACAAGUUGGAUGCAGGAGUCAUCUGCUCAGGAUUUGUGCGUUUGGAUGGAGGAGGUGGAACUUGCUCUGGGCGAGUGGAAGUGAAUUCUGGAGAAGGAUGGAUUCCAGUAUCUGAUGGGAAUUUCACAUCACCCACAGCCCAGGUCAUCUGUGCAGAGCUGGGGUGUGGCAAGUUUGCAUCUGUCCUAGGGAACCUACCCUUCAGAGAGGAUAGUGAACAGAUCUGGGCUGAAGAGUUCCAGUGUGAGGGGCAGGAGCCUGGCCUCUGGUUCUGCCCCAGAGUGCCCUGUCCUGCAGGCAGCUGCCCUCACAGAGGGACUGUGCAAGUUGUCUGCUCAGGAUAUACAGAUGUUCGGCUCAUGAAAAAUGGCAGCUCUCAGUGUGAGGGUCAAGUGGAGAUGAAGACCUCUGGAGGCUGGAGAACACUCUGUGCCUCCCACUGGAAUAUGGCCAAUGCCAAUGUAGUUUUCCGUCAGCUGGGCUGUGGAGUCGCCAUCUCCACCCCAAAGGGAGAGUAUUUUGUGGAAGGAGGAGAUGAGAUCUGGAGAGACAGAUUCCACUGCUCAGGGUCUGAGUCCUUCUUGUGGAAUUGCCCUGUGACUGCACUGGGUAUUCCUUCCUGUGCCCAUGGAAACACAGCCUCUGUGGUCUGCUCAGGAAACCAGACCCAGUUGCUGCCCCAGUAUAAUGACUCCUGGUCUGACCCAGCAGGCUCUGCAACCUCAGAGGGCCAAAUUGCCAACUGCUUAGACAGCAGACAGCUCCGCCUGGUGGACGGGGGCAGUCCCUGUGCAGGGAGAGUGGAGAUCCUGCAGCAGGGCUCCUGGGGCUCCAUCUGUGAUGACAGCUGGGACCUGAGUGAUGCCCAUGUGGUGUGCAGACAGCUGGUCUGUGGAGUGUCCCUGGAGGCCACCAUCUCUGCUCACUUUGGAGAGGGAUCAGGGCCCUUCUGGCUGGAUGAGCUGAACUGCACAGGAGAGGAGGCCCAUGUGUGGCAGUGCCCUUCCCAGGGCUGGGGGCAACACAACUGCAGUCACAAGGAGGAUGCUGGGGUCAUCUGCUCAGAGUUCCUGGCCCUCAGGCUGGUGAGCCACGACCAAGAGUGUGCUGGGUGGCUGGAGGUUUUCUACAACAACACCUGGGGCAGUGUCUGCCACAGCCCCAUGGAACCCAUGACUUUGUCCGUGAUCUGCAGACAGCUUGGCUGUGGGGAAACUGGGACUCUAGAUUUCUUUAUUCCUUCCAGGGAAGGUUCUAGACCUUCCUGGGUGGAUGGAAUUCACUGUCAAAAAACUGACACCUCUCUCUGGCAGUGUCCUUCUGACCCCUGGAAACACCAAUCUUGCUCUGCAAAGGAGGAAGCUCAUAUCACAUGUACAGAGAGCCCAAAGCUCCGCCUGGUGGAUGGUGGCAGUCGCUGUGCAGGCAGAGUGGAAAUCCUUCACCAGCAUUCCUGGGGCACUGUCUGUGGUGACAGCUGGGACCUGAAAGAUGCCCAUGUGGUGUGCAGACAACUAGGCUGUGGAGUGGCCUUCAAUGCCUUGCUAUAUGCACAAUUUGGAAAGGGAUCGGGGCCCAUCUGGCUGACAGAGCUGGCGUGCACAGGAGAGGAAGCCUACUUGUGGAAUUGCACUGCCCUGGGCUGGGGAAAGAACAACUGUGGGCACUCUAAAGAUGCAGGAGUCAUCUGCUCAGGAUUUGUGCAUCUGGUUGGAGGACACGGAUCUUGCUCUGGGCGAGUGGAAGUGAAUUCUGGAGGAGACUGGAUUCCAGUAUCUGAUGGGAAUUUCACAUUACCCACAGCCCAGGUCAUCUGUGCAGAGCUGGGGUGUGGCAAGGCUGCAUCUGUCCUGGGGAAACUGCCCUUCAGAGAGGACAGUGAACAGAUCUGGGCUGAAGAAUUACAGUGUGAGGGGCAGGAGCCUGGCCUCUGGUUCUGCCCCAGAGUGCCCUGUCCUGCAGGCAGCUGCCCCCACAAAGGAGCUGUGCAAGUUGUCUGCUCAGGAUAUACAGAUGUUCGGCUCAUGAAAAAUGGCAGCUCUCAGUGUGAGGGUCAAGUGGAGAUGAAGACCUCUGGAGGCUGGAGAACACUCUGUGCCUCCCACUGGAAUAUGGCCAAUGCCAAUGUUGUUUGCCAUCAGCUGGGCUGUGGAGUUGCCAUCUCCACCCCAAAGGGAGAGUACUUUGUGGAAGGAGGAGAUGAGAUCUGGAGAGACAGAUUCCACUGCUCAGGGUCUGAGUCCUUCUUGUGGAAUUGCCCUGUGACUGCCCUGGGUGUUCCUGCCUGUGCCCAUGGCAAUACGGCCUCUGUGGUCUGCUCAGGAAGCCAGACCCAGAUGCUACCGCAGUGCAAUGACUCCUGGUCAGACCCAGCAGGCUCUGCAGCCUCAGAGGGCCAAAUUGCCAAUUGCUCAGACAGCAGACAGCUCCGCCUGGUGGACGGGGGAAGUCACUGCGCAGGGAGAGUGGAGAUCCUGCAGCAGGGUUCCUGGGGCUCCAUCUGUGAUGACAGCUGGGAACUGAGUGAUGCCCAUGUGGUGUGCAGACAGCUGGGCUGUGGUGUGGCCUUGGAGGCCACCAUCUCUGCUCACUUUGGAGAGGGAUCAGGGCCCAUCUGGCUGGAUGAGCUGAACUGCACAGGAGAGGAGGCCUACCUGUGGCAGUGCCCUUCCCAGAGCUGGGGGCAGCAAAACUGCAGUCACAAGAAGGAUGCAGGGGUCAUCUGCUCAGACUUCCUGGCUCUCAGGUUGGUGAGUGAGGACCAGGAGUGUGCUGGGUGGCUGGAGGUUUUCUACAACAACACCUGGGGCAGCAUCUUCCACAGCCCAAUGGAAGCUGUGACCUUGUCCGUGAUCUGCAGACAACUUGGCUGUGGGGAUACUGGGACUCUGGAUUUCUUGGUUCCUUCCAGGGAAGGUUCUAGACCCCGCUGGGUGGAUGGAAUUCGCUGUCGAAAAACUGACACAUCUCUCUGGCAGUGUCCUUCCGACCCCUGGAAACAUCAAUCUUGCUCACCAAAUGAGGAAGCUCAUAUCACAUGCACAGAGAGCCCACAGCUCUGCCUGGUGGAUGGUGGCAGUCGUUGUGCAGGCAGAGUGGAGAUCAUUCACCAGCAUUCCUGGGGCACUGUCUGUGGUGACAGCUGGGACCUGAAUGAUGCCCACGUGGUGUGCAGACAACUGGGCUGUGGAGUAGCCUUCAAUGCCUUGUUCUAUGCACACUUUGGAGAGGGAUCUGGACCCAUCUGGCUGACAAAGCUGGUGUGCACAGGAAAGGAGGACUACUUGUGGAAUUGCCCUGCCCUGGGCUUGGGAAAGAACAACUGUGGGCACUAUAAUGAUGCAGGAGUCAUCUGCUCAGGAUUUGUGCAUCUGGUUGGAGGACACGGAUCUUGCUCUGGGCGAGUGGAAGUGAAUUCUGGAGGAGACUGGAUUCCAGUAUCUGAUGGGAAUUUCACAUUAGCCACAGCCCAGGUCAUCUGUGCAGAGCUGAGUUGUGGCAAGGCUGCAUUUGUCUUGGGGAACCUUCCCUUCAGAGAGGACGGUGAAGAGGUCUGGGAUGAAGAGUUCCAGUGUGAGGGGCAGGAGCCUGGCCUCUGGUUCUGCCCCAGAGUGCCCUGUCCUGGAGGUAGCUGCCCACACAGAGGGGCUGUGCAAGUUGUUUGCUCAGGAUAUACAGAUGUUCGGCUCAUGAAAAAUGGCAGCUCUCAGUGUGAGGGUCAAGUGGAGAUGAAGACCUCUGGAGGCUGGAGAACACUCUGUGCCUCCCACUGGAAUAUGGCCAAUGCCAAUGUUGUUUGCCAUCAGCUGGGCUGUGGAGUUGCCAUCUCCACCCCAAAGGGAGAGUACUUUGUGGAAGGAGGAGAUGAGAUCUGGAGAGACAGAUUCCACUGCUCAGGGUCUGAGUCCUUCUUGUGGAAUUGUCCUGUGACUGCCCUGGGGGUUCCUGCCUGUGCUCAUGGAAACACAGCCUCUGUGGUCUGCUCAGGAAACCAGGCCCAGCUGCUGUCCCAGUGCAAUGACUCCUGGUCUGAUCCAGCAGGCUCUGCAGCCUCAGAGGGCCACACUGCCAAGUGCUUAGACAGCAGACAGCUCCGCCUGGUGGAUGGGGAAAGUCACUGUGCAGGGAGAGUGGAGAUCCUGCAGCAGGGCUCCUGGGGCUCCAUCUGUGAUGACAGCUGGGACCUGAGUGAUGCCCAUGUGGUGUGCAGACAGCUGGGCUGUGGAGUGGCCCUGGAGGCUUCCAUCUCUGCUCACUUUGGAGAGGGAUCAGGGCCUAUCUGGCUGGAUGAAGUGAACUGCACAGGAGAGGAGGCCCACUUGUGGCAGUGCCCUUCCCAGUGUUGGGGGCAGCACAACUGCAGUCACAAAAAGGAUGCUGGGGUCAUCUGCUCAGAGUUCCUGGCUCUCAGGCUGGUGAGUGAGGACCAGAAGUGUGCUGGGUGGCUGGAGAUUUUCUACAACAACACUUGGGGCAGUGUCUGCCACAGCCCUAUGGAUACCAUGACCUUGUCCAUAAUCUGCAGACAGCUUGGCUGUGGAGACACUGGGAUUCUGGAUUUCUUGGUUCCUCCCAGGGAAGGUUCUAGACCCCACUGGGUAGAUGGAAUCCACUGUCGAGAAAUUGAUAGCUCUCUCUGGCAGUGUCCUUCUGACCCCUGGAAACACCAAUCUUGCUCUGCAAAGGAGGAAGCUCAUAUCACAUGUACAGGUGACCUACUGUCUAUUUUUAUGUGUUUGUCCUAUGCCUGCAGGUUGUUGUUAGAAAAGUUUUAUACAUUCAAAUAUAAUGGAUAA